Molecule: messenger RNA, 1546 nt
Organism: Tarenaya hassleriana
Lineage: Eukaryota; Viridiplantae; Streptophyta; Magnoliopsida; Brassicales; Cleomaceae
Product: vegetative incompatibility protein HET-E-1
Exons: 1
Coding region: 237-1361 (374 amino acids)
Molecular function (GO): protein binding
Source: RefSeq, a predicted model, not a curated record
CCCAAAUUUACGCAAGCUCCAUCCAUGUACAAAGUCCACUUCAACGAUAGAAUUUUAGAACAGUAUAAGUUGGGUCCUUUGUUGCCUCCACGAUUAGUUUCCCCCAACACUUCCAUCUCUCUUCGGACAUCAUAUUAACGAUCCUCUUUUUAUAUAUGCCCUUCAAGGACAUGUAGAGUUCUCUCUUCGGACAUCAUUGUUUCCGCGCCGAAUCUUUCAUAACCAGAAAACAAAUCAUGCAACCACGCGAAAGUCUCGGCCACGGCGGUUACCUUGCCGAAUCUGAUUCAUCGUCGUUUAGUUUUCUUCAUGAAUGCCUCACCACUCUCACUGGUCACGCGUCGUAUAUAUCGUCUCUGGCGCUUUCGGGGAAGAGGUUAUACGCAGGGUUUUUCGAUGGCGAUGUAAAAUUGUGGAGCGUUAAAACGCUUCUGGACAGCGAGAACGAAGUCUCCCGCAGCAAUCUGAUCACACCACCGGGAGGAGGAGCAGUAAAGUCUUUGGUAGUUUUGGAAGAUAGACUCUUCACUGCUCAUCAGGACCAUAAGAUACGUGUAUGGAGGAUCAACGACGAAGAAUCCGAUGGAAACAACGGUGGCAGCAGUAAACGUUACAUGCGUCUAGCGACCUUGCCAACUCUCGGAGACCGUUUCGCGAAGUGUUUGAUGCCCAAGAACCAAGUUCAGGUACGAAGGCACAAGAAAUCUACGUGGGUUCACCAUGUUGACGCUGUUUCGGGUUUAGCCUUAUCAAGAGAUGGAGCGUUACUGUACUCGGUCUCGUGGGAUCGGACCCUCAAGAUAUGGCGGACCAGCGACUGUAAAUGCCUCGAAUCCAUCACGAACGCUCAUGAUGAUGCGGUAAACGCGUUAGCCAUAGCUGAUGAUGGAGAUAUAUACAGUGGCUCCGCAGAUAGGACCAUAAAGAUAUGGAGGAAACACGUCGAGGAGAAGAAGCAUUCGCUGGUUUCUACCCUCUCGAAGCACAAUUCAGGAAUCAACGCAUUAGCGUUAAGCUCCAAUGCCUCUCUUUUAUUCUCCGGAGCAUGUGACGGAUCGGUUUUCGUGUGGGAAAGAGAUAAUGAUGGAGAGAUUGUGGUUGCAGGUGUACUAAGAGGGCAUACAGAGUCUAUUCUUUGCUUAGCCAUUGUUUUGGACAUCCUUUGCAGUGGUUCCGCAGACAAGACGGUGAGGAUAUGGAGAAGCUCGGCCAGAGACUGUUCGUGUUUGGCAGUUUUGGAAGGGCAUAAAGGACCGGUUAAGUGCUUAAGCGGAGCGGCGUCUGAGGAAUCGUACCUCAUUUACAGUGGAGGUUUGGACUGUGACAUUAAGAUCUGGACGGUUUUGGUUCCACCCUUAUAGAAGUUGAGCUUGGUUCGUCUAAUGGUUUUGGGGAGAUUUGGUCAAGCUUAUCAUCUAAGAGGCGUCUUGGGUUUUCUCUGUCUUGUUUCGUUUUCCUUUUCUCGGGUUUGAAGGAGAUUGAAAGGUGAACAGAAGUUGAGCUCCAAUGACGACGAAUCAUAUAAAUUUUAUUCGUGGAAUUUCUA